Coregonus sp. 'balchen' is the source of this 12053-nucleotide messenger RNA. Lineage: Eukaryota; Metazoa; Chordata; Actinopteri; Salmoniformes; Salmonidae. The record is from the annotation of a GenBank genome assembly.
CUUCAGUUCAGCCAGAGACCACUCUGUGCGUCUCUCUGUGCGCGUCUCUCGGAUACUCCGCUGCUCAACCUCACUGGACAAUACAACCUGCUUUAAUAAUAGUAUAUGUUGCAUUUGGAACUACAAGACACCUAUCUAGAUGGAAUUAACGUUGUAUUUAAUACUAAUCGGGAGUGGUUGAAGAAGAAGCGCUUGUUUUCCUCAGAGGAAAUUCGGAGUGCAUGGUUGUCUUUCUGACUAUGGAAUUAAGGCGAUCAAUGAAAAGUUGGAUUUUAUGAACAGCCACUCAUUGCCUUGGAUCCAUAAAAUGGAGAGAUAAAGCGUGUAACUCCCCAAGCUUAAGAAGGAGAACGUAUUUGGCACCACCACACAGGGAGAGGAAAUGCACAGAGGUGAGUUUUACUGAGCAUCAGAGUGCUUUUGGAUCGCAUUUAAGGACCACUGAUAUGAUACAGAAGGCUAAUAAUCCCUCGCAUCGACUGUGAUAUAAUUCAUCCCUUAUUCUUCUGCAAUAUAGGCAAAACUCAUCCUUACCAAAUGUCUCCUGUAGCUCAGUUGGUAGAGCAUGGCGCUUGCAACGCCAGGGUUGUGGGUUCGUUUCCCACAGGGGGCCAGUAUGAAAAUGUAUGCACUCACUAACCGUAAGUCGCUCUGGAUAAGAGCGUCUUGCAAAUGACUUAAAUGUAAAUGUCGACUUAAAUGUAAAUGUCUCCCGUUUUAUUUUAUUUUGCGCCAAGUUGUUUUAUUGUGUUCAUGUUUGCAAGUAGUGAAUGGGAUCGCCAUCUGCAGGUUUACUUAUAUUCAGUUAUAUAUUCUAUUAGCUUUUUAGACUACUGCAAUGGGUUAUCUUUGAAAUGUGCCAAUAUGCCAAUAUCCUCUCUUAUAAAAUUUGACAUUUGCGCAAGGCUACACAAUCCGGAAGAAUGCAUUCCAAUUUAGGCUGCUUUUCUGUUAACACCUAAGGUCGAUGUCUAAAUAUCUAAAUAGUAUUUUUUUAAAUCCCCUUAAAGAAUAUAUAGAUAUCUGUUCUUUUGCAUUGGAUGCGUCUCGAUCCACCUGUGUAACACUUCUGCAUCUGUGGUGACAGGGCUUAGACUCUUAUGGGUUAAUAACUUGAUUUCUGAACUCAAGUCAUGUGUGAUGAAUACAUAUGGUAUCGGCAAAUAGCCUAAUGUAUGUAGGAGUUGAAAAUCGCUGUGUUUUAGCAUAACUGCGCCUGGGAGCGUGGUGCUGAAGUGACAGUUCCUGCUGAUUAGCGCCACAUCUGGGACAAGGCCACAGCUGCGGUUUGCAGCUCAUUUUAAGCCACGAUAUUCUGCUCUGAAAUCAUUGUGUUUUGUACUGUACUGUAGGCCUAUUAUUUAAAGGUACUGUCAAGUAUUGUUUAAGACACCUAGCCUGUAAACUGCACUGAAUCUUAUCACCGAGGGGGAGAACCUCAUGUUGAGCUCACUUCAGUAGGCCUGGGCUAUUUCAGUCACGAAAGGCACGAAGUCUAGUCGUCUAAAUAGUAUUAACAACAACUGACUGUAGCGUUCUAACUCUGUAUAGCCCUAUGUUUCAUUUUUGUAAUAUAAUUGCAGAAUCAAAAUCAAAAUGCAUCAGCCAACGUCCAACAGGGACAUAUCUAUGCUUUUUGGGUUCAUUUAAACAAGCAAUGUGGUAGGCCAUCCAUUUUUAUUUAAAAUGCUCUCCCACUCAUGUUCUUCAGGUAGUGUAGGCUAUCUUUUAAAGGCAUUCAACCUUUUCGAAUCAGACCUACAGGCCCAUUCAAAGCUGUUUGAACCAACUGUGUUCUACAAUGAAUGCCUGCCAUAGACUGCUUUUAAGAGGUAGUUAUGGUGGUCCCCCAUGGUGGAGUAGUAUCCAGAAAGGACACAUCUAUGUGAAUAGACUUAUAGUCAGGCCAUGCAUGGAAAGGUGUGUGUGCACGGUGUGGCCUUUUGGCCUUCAACGUAUCAAGGCCGGGAAGAGAGAGGGUGUGUGUUUAAAUUCUGUAUAGUAGAGAACAUGCUGUCUGAUAUCUUUUUGCAAGCCUGGGUGGCUGUAGUCAAUCCAUGUUUCAUUAUGCAUCUGUCAGGCUCACGCUCGCGGUUUAAUGUGAUAUAAGCAGCACAGUCAAUUAAAAUCCGUUGGGGGUAAACCUACGUCGGCUUAUCUGGAGAAGACAGUAGUGUUGUGGGCUGAAAUGUGCACAGGGGUACUGCGAGCAGUUUUAGCACUGAUAUAAUACACAAUGCAGUGCUGUUGCUGCUGCCUCUGGAUGCCUGUCUCUCAUUGUGGCAUCACGCCUGCGAGCCUUAUCCCAUUUGUUCUGGUGCUGUCUUCAUUCAGGACAGGAUGCUGGAGGGCUGGCGAUGCUCUGAUAGGCCUGACGAUGUGGGCCUACCAAUGAGUGCUUCCUGUCACACCAUCAGAGGACAAUAUGAUAACACAUACACAGAUAUACAGCCUUCUUUAUUUAGCUGUAACUGGUAUGGAGGAGAUAGCUCUUUAGGCAUCAAUCUGAAUUCGGCUUCAGGCUUUUGGUUAUAAUAUGUCUUGGGUCCGAUAAGAGGCUUUUUCGAUAAGCUCUCAAUGGCACAACCUAUGAAAUAUAAUGGUAGGGAUACAUCUACAAGACCAAUGGAUCAAUAUUCUGUCAAGUAUUGUUGCACAUCAUGCACACUUGGUGCAUACAAGUUCAUGAAUUGCAAGAUGCAUCUUUACUGUCAAUGUCAUUGGCUCUUUCACUGUGUGUGUGUUCUUGUGUAUGUGUGCUUGUGUGUGUGUGUGUGUGUGUGUGUGUGUGUGUGUGUGUGUGUGUGCUUGCACUGUUAUGUUAGGUUAUUAUGGAUAUAAGUAGGGCUAUAAUUCUUAAUGCUGUCCGGUCUGCAUCACAGCUGUUCCAAUAAUCACACAUACACCAUUUAGUUAAAAAAAAGAAAAGGUUUAUAAUUAUUUCACCCAACAGAAAAGAAGGCAUGUUUCUCAUUUAAACUGGUAAUUACUAUUUCCUACCUUAACUAGCAGAUUUCAAGCUUCACAUAAUUGCUUUUUAAUGAGGGAUGUGUGAGCUAGUGUGUUAGAUUGCCUAUUAUUUCAAUACUUUGAUUACAUUGUUUUUCACCUGUUCCACUCGUAUUAAAUUGUACUUUUAUGAAACAUAAGGGUGCAAAUCAUUGACAUUGUAAUGUUUUUCUCUUGCAGCCUGGGUACUCCUUAUUCUGAUAGAAGAGGGAUUUGCACUGGCACAGAGAACUAAAGGUGCGUCUCCUGUUGUCAUCAUGUCAGAUUAUGGGGGAAUAAUUGGUCACGUUGUAGCACAUAAAUCAUUUUCACUGGCAGAAUCACAAUAAAUGGAUCUAAUCCCAUACAUAUCCCAAUUCAAACAUGGUCUUGAUUCUUUUCACUGUCUUUUAUCAGAGUCCUUUUCUCAGAAUGAAGGCAGUCCACCUCAGAAUCUUAACGAAUGUGGCACCUGGGUCCGCAACAUCAACGGGGGAGUCUUCACAUCCCCCAACUACCCCAACACAUACCCCCCUAACAAGGAGUGUGUUUACAUCUUGGAAGGUACAUGUCUGUUUAUGCCCGCUCACACAAAGAUAGCCUCAGCAGUGCCUUAGAAUGUGGAUAAUAGCUUCUUAUUGGUUUGUUGCAAUUUUGACAGCCUGUCAGUCACUAUAUACACCUUGUCAGAGUCAUGUCAUCCAAAAGUCCCAAACCUAUAUGAUUGUGGUAAACUCAGCCGAGACUAACUAGGCUGCAGGAACUGAUGGUGUGAUUUCAUCAGUUGGAGGAAAAUUGAAGACUUGGUGAAGCUCAAUGGCUCCCUCUGUGGAUACAUCAACUAGCAUAGCCAUGGAACCUACCUUGACAAAACAGCAUUGACAAUCCAAAUAAUCAAUGAGCAGGGCUUAACAAGGCCAAUUCUCCAGAUCAUCAUGACUCAAACCCAAUAAUGAAUUGCAUCGUUCAUCUCUCAUCUCCAAAGGUCUUACGAGGGUGAGACACUCAAUACUCAUCAGUCAGAAGUGUCAGUCAACCUGGUUUAUAUUUCACAAUUCAUGGCUUGUUGACUGCAUUGCAGAGACUUUUGUCUCUCAUAUUAUGUGACUUUUGGUUGGUGAUUGUGUAUUACUUCUAUUGUUUCAGUGUGUUGUUGUAUUGAGUUAUCAAGCUAAGCUGUGCAACACUAUCUUUGGUAUGUAUCUAGCUAAUUUGAACUGAGAGCUCUUGUUUCUAAUCCUUACCAGGGGAAAUAUACAUGUGAUUUAGUGUUGUGAUAACAGUAGUGCCAGCUUGGCUGAAUCUGUACGGUAGGCAUCCAUCAUUUAUUCCUGUUUAAAAUAGUGACAUUAUUGCUUCCCACAUACCUUCGAAGUACAGCUAAUUUGUUUCGGUAUGUGUGCUGGCGGUGACAUUAUUUGUGUCAGUGUGGGUGAGUUAGUGACAUGAUUUGUCUUUACAUGUGUGUCUGAGCUGUGACGUCAUCAUUUAAAUGAUGGUAUCAUUUGUUGCAGUUCAAAGGCAUUACCCUCUCUUAUCAAUUUUUCUACCGUUUCCCAUUUUAUCAUAGCAGGCAGUCUGAUGUAUAUGUAAUUCAUCUAUGAAGACAGGAAUUAGCUGGCUUUUAAAAAAUGGUAUGUGCAAGUGGGAGUCAUGUUGAUUCUGGGAGACUACUUGAGCCAGUCAUGUAGGGUGGGAUUUACAUGAUGUGAACUUCUAAACUCAAAUGUAUGGUCCAAGUUUUGUGUUUUGAUUCAGAACCUGUAAGGAAACAUGCUGACAUGUCAAGUCAUGUCAAGUCAUGUGUGUAUGCAUCAGCAAAUGUGCGUUAGUGUAAGGGCCCAAUUCAAUACGUAUCACCGAAGUUCAGCGCUACAGCGCAAUUGAAAUGUAAAGGCAAUGUUCCCACGUUUGUGGAGACUGCAUUCAUGGUAAAUGCUGCAUAUGUCGGCUCAAUCAAAAAAUUACCUUUACAUUUCAAGCAGGCUAUAGCGCUGAACUUCAGCGAUAUGGAUUGAAUCGAGCCCUAAGCAUGGGUACCUUUGUGUAUUUAUGCAGGCAUCCAUAAACUGGCUGUGCAUAUGAGUAGAAAACAGGAGUUUAGCAGAUUUUUAAACAAGUUUGUAUGCAGACUGAGACCCUGCUGUACUGGUAAACGCAGUCCAUGGAGCAAAGCCUUUUAGCAAAAACUAAACCCAACACACCCCUAAUACUCCUCCUCCUCCUCUAUCACCUCCUCCAGCUCUCCCUCGUCAAAGAAUCCAGUUGGCCUUUGAUAAGAACUACUACAUGGAGCCCUCCUUUGAGUGCCGCUUUGAUCACAUCGAGGUACGGGAUGGUCCGUUUGGCUUCUCACCGAUCAUCGACCGCUUCUGUGGGUCGAAGAGCCCAGGCCUGGUCACAUCCACGGGCCGCUUCAUGUGGAUCAAGUUCACCAGCGAUGAGGAGCUGGAGGGUGUUGGGUUCCGUAUCAAAUACACCUUUAUAGCAGGUACACCUGUUCUCAGUUAGAGCUAGCCUACUGGGCAUAUCAUCAUUACAUACACAUUCAUAGGUGUGGAUAAGAAGGACUACAGCACAUCCACAGAUUCACUGUCAAAGGCCAUCCAAUUUUAUACACUAGGACACUGAAAUCAGCGUCUCACAUCGGGCCACAGAUAUUAGCUCCCAAUGGUCUUCCCCAGUUUAUCUGGCUUACUUUAAUGGGAUCUUAUCACUUUUCUUUACUCGUGAAUUCCAGCUCUGUGGAUCAAGACUCAUGUGCUUUCCUGUUUAUAAUUUCAGACCCAGAUUUUCAUCUGCAUGUGGGUGGACUGUUAAACCCGAUUCCAGGUAAGCUCUUCAAUAUUUCACCGGUGUGUCCGAUCCAAUUUGAAGAGCUCUGUGCUCUAAAGCUUACUGGGUGCUAUCUUUCACUGACACAUGCUCUCUCACACACAGAGACACCUCUCUUUCUCCUCUCUCUCACUUUCUCUCUCUUUCUCUCUCUUUCUCCUCUCUCUCUUUCUCUCUCUCCUCUCUCUCUCUCUCUCUCUCUCUCACUUUCUCUCUUUCUCCUUUCUCUCUCUCCUCUCUCUCCUUUCUCUCUCUCUCACUCACUUUCUCUCUCUCUCUUCCUCUCUAGUUUCUUUGUUCCCGUUUUUCUAUCUCUUCCCUUAUGCUCACCUUUCCUUCUUCUGCAAUCCAUCUCUUAUCCAUAACCCCCCUCCCCUGUCCUUCCCCCGUCCUCACCUUUCUCUCUCCUCAGAUUGUCAGUUUGAGAUUGGUGGCUAUGAUGGUGUUAUCCGCUCCAGUCAGGUAGAAGAGGAGGAUAAGAUUAAGACUGGUGAUGCUCUGGACUGUAUCUGGACCAUUCGCGCUCCUCCUCAGUCCAAGGUGAACAUCUUGUUCCCCCCCUCCUUCUCUCCAGUGGCUAAAUGGGUAAUCAUGUCACUCACUGCAGAGGUCCAGCCACUGAAAAAACCACCAAUUGAUUAGAACACAAGAGACUGGGAGUAAGACAUAACCAGUCCCCUGACCCUCUCUCUGCUGUGGAAACAAUGAAGGGUAUCUCAAAUUAGCAGUAGCCUAACCAGGGCAGCAGGUAUUAGGCCAAUGAUGCAGAAAUAGCAGAAAAACAGAAUCAGCAGUACUGGGAAUGAAGCUAAAAGCAUCCUCUUGACGUCUGCAGUCUUACGAGUUCAAAUGUGCUAAAGAGGCUGGAUUGUUCCGGGCUGAAUUCACAAGGUGCUCGCUAGAACGAUACAGAGACAGGUUAGAUAUGGACAGAAUGUUAAGAUUAGAGCCUAUCCCGUGGGUGCAAAGCAGCAAUCUUGUACUCAAAAGAUUUAGUUGUGCAACUCUUCAUCUGAGGUCAAUGUUUCCCGGUGGUUGUGUGCUAUACAAUUGGGCUAAGCCUACCAGGAUAGGCUUAGCCCAAGUAUGAGUGUAUUAUCCUUCAGUACCAAUAUCCCUUUUUAAAUGCUUCAAUUUUCGCUUAAUUUGUGUUAAUUUCUUUCUGAAUGUCAGCAGAGUAGCCAUGGUUCUGUGUUGUGAUGUGGUGAUUUCUGGCUGUAGAUUUACAUUCGGUUCCUGGAAUACCAGAUGGAGCACUCCAACGAGUGCAAUAAGAACUUUGUGGCAGUGUACGAUGGCAGCAGUGCCAUAGAAAACCUAAAGGCCAAGUUCUGCAGCACCGUGGCUAAUGACGUCAUGCUAGCCAACGGGGUGGGAGUGGUGAGGAUGUGGGCCGAUGAGAAGAGCCGACUCAGCCGCUUCCAGAUGCUCUUCACCUCAUUCGUCGACCGUGAGUGUUCUCCUUAUUUUAUCAGAAAUCUUACUUGCAGUUAUUGUGGGCCGUCUAAACCAAGAGUUAAUUUGGAGAUAAAUAAUUACGAUCAGUCUGGGUACUUUAUCAAUUGGCAGGUCCUCUUGUCUCCAUGUUUUUUAUUCUCAUGAUUUAGUGGUCAGUAUUUUGUCCAGACACACAGCAGAUGUAUGGAAGGUUGGAAGAGAUAGAUGGGGCCAACUGCCUACUAUUAUUAUUGAUUUAUUGACGACAUCUACAUCCUCUGAAUAGUAAAUAACUGACUGACAUUCAACUUUCAUUUUAGAAAUGGAAAGUUAAUUAAAGUUGCAUACUAUGCAGUGAUAUCGCAAAGCCAAUUAUUUUCCCUUUGCUGAGUACCUCAAAGAAAAUGACAAGUUAUUGAUAUGCAGGUAACAGUGUAACACAUUGGCCAUAAUAAUGGGUCAUCAUUCACAAUGGACAAGUGGUGAAUGGAAAAGCUGAAUAAUGUGUUAUUAUUAUGUUAGUAAAUUAGCUUUUUUUGUUUAACCCUUUACACUCUUGGCCUAUAUGGAUAGGGCUAAUUUGAAAUGUUUCUUAGGCUUUCACAAGGAAAUUCAGAGAAACAGAUAGUAAUUUUGGUGUGCACAGAAUGGAGUCAUGAGUGCAUUCAGGUGCAUGAUCUGUGGCAAAUUUUCUUCACAAUAGACAAACAUAGGCUCAUUCUGUUCAGAACAACCCAGGGUAUGACGUCCUGUCAUCUUGUAACUUGACAUCAAACAUAGAGAUCAUAAACGUUGACACUGUAUAUGACAUGAGUUUUAUGAUAUGGAAAUGUAAAGUGCACAUUUGGACUCACAGGUGUUUGGCAUGCUUGUAUGACAUCAAAGCGGUAUUUAUUACAAUCCUCAAUGUCUCAUCUUUCAAAAUACAUCAACUUUUAAUUUAUCGCAUUUCCCUCACUAAAACAACAAAAAUGUGUAAAUGUUGCCCAAUUAGCGGGAGGGAUGAGGCAACUUCUUGUCGCGUGCAGUGCUCAAGUUCAGAACGGCUGUCAGUCAAAACCCGUACAGUGCUGUGAAGCGCAGAGCCUGACCCCUGACAUCAUUUAUAGCAUGUUACUGUACAGUCACUGCGUUCCAAUGUAGGUGCGUAUCAGUGUCCAAAUCUGCCAUUUUCAACACGUAUACGGGUAUGAGUGUAAAGGGCUACAGAACUUCUGAAGGAAAUGUGUGUGUUUUUUACACAUCUAAUCAUGGCAUGUGUUUUUUAAACUAGAUGAUUUAAUUUCAGAGAGAGAAAUAGAUAUAUCCGCCUCAUUCUCAGAAAAGAAAGUAGUACUGCAAGGUUUUACACAGUCAAAUGUUACAAAUAAUUACAUUUUUAUUAAAUAACUUUACAAAUUAUACAUUUAUGAAAUCAAUAUAUAUAUAUCUCAAUACAGUAUUAUGAGAUUUGGGCUCUGGUCAAAAGUAGUGCACUAUAUAGAGAAUACGGUGCCCUGUGGGACGAGACCUAACUCUAACCAAACACUAUAGCAUGAGGUUAGAUUUAUGAUGGGUUUCAUUUAUAUGUUAAAUAUACAUUCCAGCUAAACAUUCCAGCUAAACAAUGGAUAUAUAGUAUUUUGCUAAAUCUAUUAAUAAACAUUCUGAGAACAGUAAUAUUUCACACACAUAAAGGUACCCAUAACCAUUAAUUUCUCAUGAAAUAAAAAACAAAUGUGAAGAAUUAGUCGAUAUAGAGUUUUGAAAAUAAACUCUUCAGUUGUUCCUCCGCCAUACUGUAAUAUUUUCAUUAAAUGCCUGAAUAAUCAGAGAUAUAUUAAUUGCUGUAUUCAUUUUAGAUAUUAUUUUUUAUUCCCUUCGCUGCAGCACUUAAUUACCUUUUAAAUUCAACAGAGAUGUUUUUUAAGAGAGCUCUUAAAACUUUCUGACGCACAUUAAACAAGAUCACAUAUUUCAUAAUGUUUGUCUUGCAUUUUAAAUUCAUGUUGUCCCAACGUCAUAGACUGGGGUUCAAUUAAAGGACAAAACAGAGACAUUAAUCUUAGUAAUCAGUCAUGCCACUUUUACCCGCACUAUCACCUUGGAUAUUUUCGUCCUUAUCCUUCUCAGAACAUGCAGAAUCCUGUACAUCAUCAUUUUCAUUACCUCUGUGGUUCUGGGCUCUCUCAGGGGGAACUGAGAAGAUGGGGAACACGAACCAGCGCUGACACCCCAGAGAGAGAACAAGCUUUUUGAAGGCGAGAGAUGUCUAAUCGGUUUGGAAGUGAGCGCAUAGUCAGGGGAGCUCCAUGCACUCAACGGGAGAUGGAAGGCGUCUUAUGACCCCUUCAUCCUGCUGUCAGAACCGCUUAGCCUCGCGGCAGUGGAGGGGAAUGGUUUGGUGUUCGGCCCUAAACAGCGUGUAUGUGUCAGUGGUGUAGUGGGACCUGGUGGGGGCUAUUGUCUACCUUGCUGUAGUACUGUCUGAUGGGGUUUGAGGUGUGUAUGGGGGGGGAUUUGGGGUGGCAAGCUGCUCAGACCGCUGAUAGAGAAUUGGGGAGGGGGGGGGGGGGGGGGGGGGCAGGAGGAAGGGGGUGUAAGUGUGUGGCGGGGGGUAGCCUGUUAGGACCCACAGAACCAGCCUCGCACAUCCAUCUCCUGGGCCCAGCAGUCACGUUCAAUUUACCAGCCUUCUCGGCUGUCUCGUGACUAGCAUUGUAAAAGCUAGUUUAGUCAGGAGUCUCAGCGCGCCUGGCCAUCUGUGCCUCGUGAUGGCCGUCUAAAUUGAUUUACUGCACUCCAUACUCUACGCUGUUUUUCCACUCUACAUGGUUGCUAGGAGAAGCAGCCAUUUCAAUUGCCUAUCAUGUCAUGCAACCUGUAAAUGAUGAUAUAUGGUUUCAAGUUGCACACAUCUAGCGUUUAUUGCAGUAGUUUUAAUCUUUAAUAACUUUACCUUGUCUCUUGUUUCAGCCCCGUGCAAUAGCAACACGUUCUUUUGCCAUAGCAACAUGUGCAUCAAUAACUCAUUGGUGUGUAAUGGGGUUCAAAAUUGUGUCUACCCCUGGGAUGAGAACCAUUGUAAGGGUGAGUGAAACUUAAAUUUCCCAUCAUCUAUUUUUAAUCAUUUAGUAUUUUUAUCAUGUGGUAAAUUGACUUAUGACAACCAAACCAUUAUAGUAGACUUACUGUUUUUUCCCCUUCACAAACAGAGAAGAAAUCCAAUGGCCUGUUCCAUCAGAUCACUAAUACCCACGGCACGGUGAUCGGCGUGUCCUCAGGCGUGGUUCUAGUCCUACUCAUCAUCUCCAUCCUGGUCCAGAUGAAGCAGCCUAGGAAGAAGUUGGUAGCCCGCCGGCCAGUCUUCAACAAGGCUGGCUUCCAGGAGGUCUUUGACCCUCCCCAUUACGAGCUUUUCUCCCUCCGUGACAAGGAGAUCUCCUCUGACCUGGCCGACCUAUCAGAGGAGCUGGAGAGCUACCACAAGCUGCGCCGCUCCUCCACCACGUCGCGCUGUGUCCACGAGCACCAUUGUGGCUUGCAGGCCUCGGGGGGCAGCAUGAAGCAGAGCCGCACCACCCUCAGCUCCAUGGAGCUCUCCUACCACAACGACUUCUCCAAGCCCCCGCCCAUGAAGACCUUUAACAGCACCUAUAAGAAAAGCUGCUACGGCUACCAACAGACUCACGACUGCGCCGAGAAGGUCAUUGAAGACCGCGUCAUGGAGGAGAUCCCCUGUGAGAUCUACGUCCGCGGCGGAGCGGCCGGGGCCAAGCGCUGGAAGCACUGGGCCAGGAGGCUGUGGCACUCUCAGCUCCCGCAACGGGGGCCGCAAUAACACCAGCAUCGUCGACCCCCAGCAGCGCUCAAUGUCCAUGGACUUCUAGGCGGAGAGGGGGGAGAAAAGGAGGAGAGGAACCUGACUCUCAUUUAUUUUAUUUUUUCCUUCUUUUGAUCAGUCUAAUAGGGAGGAAUCUCGCAUGCAGAUUCAGCCUUUCCCCUGUAUGCUCAAAAGAACUGGACACUGCCACACAGGGGAACAGAGACAGAUGAAAAUGACUUUAGACUGUUUACUGUAUUUACAUUCAUUCACAUGCCAAGCACAGAUAUAGUAUGCUUCUCAUAACUUAUGUUAGUCUUUAUUUUUGUCUAUGUACUGUAUAUUAAAACCAGAGUAUCAAGCUUCAUGUUGUUGCUUGGCUUUUAACCCAUUCAUUUGGUAUUGUUUGAUUUGAUAAAAAUGUGCAUAUAUGAUGACAAUUAUGUGAUGCAGGCUAUGAUUACCACACACACAUCCACACACAUGCAGAGCCCCAACGAAUAUUCUAUGUCUUGAGGGAACACAGUAAAUAUACAUUCAGAAGUGGCAGAUUUUCAUGUAGGAUAUCUAGACAGAGGAAUAGAUGUGUUCUCUGUGUGUUUUUUAACAUCUUGGGUCCAUUUGGGGAUUCGAGUUCAGAUUCACCACUAUAGUGGUGAACCCAGAAGAUACAAAACAGGGGGAAUCUAUAAAUGGAUUGGGAUGCCCACACAAACUCAUCGGGUACAGGGUUGAGUUUCCAUUAACUUUUGACAAGAUAGACAAGAGCUAAAAGGGCCAUUCAGGAGUUGAUAACAAAUUCAGAGUGAUGUGAAAAAGUAGCCUAAAUAGGCAAGCGACUUUUAAUUCAGGAACGUUGAUAUACCUGAAUGGUGGAAUAAGGACUAAACAGAUGAGAUUUUGUCUUCUGAACUGUUGUUUAAAACAAGCACAACCUGUUUCAUCAAACAGACAGACAUGGGCCACGAUUUAUUAUUUUGAUCACUGGUUG